Messenger RNA from Fomitopsis serialis, 1342 nucleotides. RefSeq lists its product as uncharacterized. The record is from RefSeq and is a predicted model, not a curated record. Bases 72 to 1295 code for a protein of 407 amino acids. Lineage: Eukaryota; Fungi; Basidiomycota; Agaricomycetes; Polyporales; Fomitopsidaceae. The transcript is spliced from 3 exons.
ACCACUCGUAGGGCCGCGGUCUCGAGCUCUGACUAGUAAUAGUCGUCUUUCAACAGCAACCGGCGGAUGCCAUGGCCUCACAAGUCGACUUUGCAUUCCUACAAGCGCAAGCUCAAAAUAUACGCGAUGAACUCGUGUUACUAUAUUCUUCUCUUCAACUUCCGGCCGGAGUAGACAUCACAGUCUCAAGAGACUCCCUCCUCCAUCACUGGUUCCCAGUCUCUAUAUGCGCUGCAGCUCUCUUUGGCAUAAUUCUGUAUACAACAUCUCUUCGGCGAUCUCGUGCUCGUGCUCGCCGUGCUCCAGAGACUCGCAAGGCAUUGCAAACUUUGCUCUACAUCCUGACGCCGACUUGUUCCCUCUGGCCUGCAUCCUAUGUCAAGCUAGCGCAACAGGCCGUCACUGUUCACGACACUACUCUGCGGUUUCCUCUACGUGCGCUGGUGGACGAUGUCCUUAGUGGGCGGAUAGAACUCAGGGACCCGAGGCUCGAUCUUCCUGACCUGCUUCGAAAUGAAUUCCGGGUCGACGGUUGGACCUUUGGUCUUUCUGUGGAACGCGCGUGGUGGGUGGACGUGUUAGGAUGGACCCUUUCUGCGCAGUUGGCACCGCCAAAGACACGGCAGUUGAUACAGAGCGCACUGUCGAAGCCCCUACUAGAGUCAAUUCCGAACGACGGGCGAACUUCCCGACAACAAGGGUACAUGCCUGCCCAAGCCCCACCACCCGAGCACGAUGUCUUACCACGACUUCCCACCAUGGCCUCCGCGAUUUUCCCUCCUACUGUCUCCCUCGAUGACAUCGCAUAUACCCUCAUGGAAACCUCGAUCAAGGACUUACAAUCGUCUCUGGUACCGGGAAGCAGCUUGACUCUAAUCUUCACGACUACGGGGACCUCAGCAUCCUUUCCGAGCAGCAACUUUGUUCUCGCCGCGUUGCCCUUCCUUCCUCACAGCAGGUCUAGCCCGUCUUCGAAGAACCAGAAGUCCCCCGCACCGCGACGUGGCCGAUGGGCACCCGCCCCACUCUUCUCGUCUAUGCCCCAAAUCGUGCAGCUCCUGACCUCGGGUCCAAAUUCUCUGGCUGUCGACUCGAUCCUCAACAUCUCGGACGCGUGCGCCAGUUCGCUACAUGCGUAUGUGCAAGACUUGGAAGAUAACAGAGUUGCUGUGGAGAAGUUCGUCCAGCAGCGGGGUGUCACCAACUGGCGAGCGGAGCGGUUCUUUGCAAGCUGGGAGGCCGCAUGCCUCACGAACAAGCUAUUGGAGAGAUGGGCUGUCAUAGUGCGGAGGUGAUGCAAACAGGAUCAGUAGGCAUAAGCGUGUGCAUACUCUGCGGCCGG